AUGCAUCUCCAUCGUCGAUACUACGGGGGCUCUUAUAGUUCCUAUGGAUACGACUGGACUAGUGAAAGGAGAAGAAAAUUCGGAAUAGUUCUUGGAAGUAUCUUUGGCGGCGCUGUUGUCAUAGGUCUUUGUAUAUGGGCCAUUGUCUCCUACAGAGAGGAGAAGAAGAAAAAAGUACCUCGAACGCAGACUGUUCCGACGCCGACACAGCAGACUAGAGAUAUUCCAAGACAGCCGAAUAGAGAUAUUCCAAGACAGCAGCCUAGAUAUAAUGCAAUAAUCACACCACCGAAUCCUCCAGCAGUACCUGGUUACUUUGAACCAACAGCACCACCUCCUACUUAUAAGGAUUCACGGAACGACAGAGCAUAUAUGGAUCCAGCGCCAGGGAAUGAUGUGAUUUUGGUGGACUCAGAAAGAGCCAUGGUCAGGGCUCCGGUGUGA
Messenger RNA from Candidozyma pseudohaemuli, 444 nucleotides. RefSeq lists its product as uncharacterized. The transcript has a single exon. The record is from RefSeq and is a predicted model, not a curated record. The coding region runs from base 1 to 444 and encodes 147 amino acids. NCBI's taxonomy places the organism in Eukaryota, Fungi, Ascomycota, Pichiomycetes, Serinales, Metschnikowiaceae.